CCCCCGCAAAGCACCCUGGGAAAUGCGUCUCCCCCAUGCUCCAAGGAAGGACGGUGAGUCUUCCGGGCUGCCCGGCCACGCUCCGGCAGCAUCCUCUCCCGACGUUUCGCCCACACCCAGGGCAGGCAGGGGUUGGAACUAGACGACACAGAGAAGCCAUGGAGAGGAAUUAUUAACCAAGGCCAGGAUCAAGACAGUCAAGAAUGGGCAAUACUUUGGAAACGGGCAGGGAACCACCAGGGCCAGCUAACACCUCCUCCCAACAGGGGAUUCCCCCAGGCAGGAAGCAGCCGGGCUUUGAAGCUGAGAGGCCAUUCAAAUGCUAGUAAUCAAGGUCCUUAAUGACAACAUCCACACCGGCCUCCAACAGACAAGAGUCCUUUCCUUCUUUCCCAUCCGGGGCCUCAUUCCACAAGGAGAGACAGACAGGCACAAACCCCACGGGCCUCGUUCCCAACAGGCCUCGCCACCUCUGCGGAUGCCUGCCUGCGGUACAUACAUAAAUUAAGGGGCCCUGAUCCUGAGCGGAGCGGCCUCCUCAUCCUCCCCGUCGUCCUCUUCCUCGGUGUCCCCCUUGAGCUGCUGGUUCGUGGAGGAGGGGUCCGGAGGGGGCUCCGUGAUGCCCAGCGCCCUCAGCCAGCGCCCGGCCCUCCUCCUCCUGGGCCCCCCGGGAAGAGGGGCAGGAGGGAAGCUGGGCCCGGGCCAGGCGGAGGCCCUGCUGCCCCCCCAGGUCCAGCCCGGGAUGGCCUUCCACGUCGUCGACCCUUCGGGGACGUUAUGGAGCAAAGGCGGUGUCCUUGGUGGGGGUGGCGGUGGGGGCGAUGUUCCCAGGCCCAUCUGGUUGCAGCCCAGCCCCAGUCACCAGGCGGAGGAGGAGGACGACGAGGAGGAGGAAGGAGGGGGCUCCGCAGAGGGCGUGUCCUGUGAGGUGAACCCGUACUCCCCGCAGGAGGCCCACGUCUCCUGGGCAGCCGGCCUGGGGGGCGAGGAGGGCUGCCCCCGCUCCCUGGACGGAAAGUGGUUCAUCGCCUCCCUCCGCAGCCCCACAGCCGGGUACGGGGUCAGCGCCAUCAUGCAUGCCAGUGGUCUGCCUUCUCCGUCAUCACCACGGAAACAUCAGGAGGAGGCCAGCGUGGUCACCACUGCGACAGUGGUGCUGUCGGUCUUCACGCGGACCCCGCUGCUCUCCUCCCGCCUGGGCCAGGACGUGCUGCUGGACUGCGGCUUCUCGGGUCCCUCGGGAGUUCCCUUCUCGGUGGAGUGGCGGCACCAGCACGGCGGAGCGGGGCGCGUGGUCCUGGCCUACGACGGGGCAGCCCCCGGGGGAGGGAGGGUCUCCGUGGCAGAAGAGGGGGCCCGUCUCUUCCUGGACCCCUCGACGGGGAAUGCCUCCCUGCAGCUGCGGGCGGUGGGGCCUCACCACGAGGGCAUCUACAUCUGCACCCUCUUCCUGCCCCACCUCCACGCCCAGCAAGCCGCCCGCCUCCGCGUCCUGGAGCCCCCCAGGGUCUCCCUGCGCCCGUCCCCCCUCGUGGUGGUGGCUCCCAACUCCCCGGCGGAGCUGUCCUGUGAGGUCUCCGGCCACUUUCCGCAGGGCGCCUCUGUCACCUGGGGGCUGCGCGGGGGGUCCCUGGGGGGGCCGCUGCAGAGCUGGGAGUCGGGGCACCACCAGUCCCCCGAGGGCACCUUCCGCUUCACCAGCUUCGCCCGGCUGCCCCCCCUCCGCCCCCAGGACCACGGCGCCUCCGUCGAGUGCCGCGUCUCCCACCCGGCCCUCGGGGAGGGCGGCCUGCACCAGAGCGUCACCAUCCACAUCGCAGGAUCCUCAGGCCCCUCCGUGGAGGAUGCGGUGGGCUGCUUCCUCAUCGCCUUUGCCCUCUAUGGUCUUCUCCAGGCCUUCUUCCAGAAGGUGUUUCCAGAGAAACAAGCAACAGAGAAAACCAAGUCGGAGAAACUGGAAUGAACUGGAGAGACUGGGAAACCCCAACAAUGUGACAGAAAGGGGUCUGGCUGCCGAUCUCUGUUUCUUAUGUUAUUAUAAUUGUUAUUAUGGGGUUCUUUUGGCAUCACAUUCUCCUCUCUUGGGCUCUGCUUUCGCGAUUUAAUUUGCAUUCUUGAACGUUUCAUAACGACGGUUGUACAUAUACUGCUGUGGAAGUUGUUAAAAUGGCUUAAUAUUGUUA
Molecule: messenger RNA, 2183 nt
Organism: Anolis carolinensis (green anole)
Lineage: Eukaryota; Metazoa; Chordata; Lepidosauria; Squamata; Anolidae
Gene: tapbp
Product: TAP binding protein
Exons: 8
Coding region: 620-1963 (447 amino acids)
Biological process (GO): peptide antigen assembly with MHC class I protein complex
Cellular component (GO): MHC class I peptide loading complex
Molecular function (GO): MHC class I protein complex binding; TAP complex binding
Source: RefSeq, a predicted model, not a curated record